Messenger RNA from Penicillium macrosclerotiorum, 951 nucleotides. RefSeq names its product phosphosulfolactate synthase. The transcript is spliced from 5 exons. Lineage: Eukaryota; Fungi; Ascomycota; Eurotiomycetes; Eurotiales; Aspergillaceae. The record is from RefSeq and is a predicted model, not a curated record. The coding region runs from base 1 to 951 and encodes 316 amino acids.
AUGGGAAACCAUAUAGAUGGGCUCAAGUUUGCCGGAGGUUCUUUCACUCUGUUCCAGGAAAGGGCAUUACGUGAACUGAUCGACCUUGCUCACGAGCAUGGGGUCUAUAUAUCCACGGGGGGUUGGGCUGAACAUCUACUCGCGCAUCCGGACCCAAAUACCGUAUUCGACCGCUAUCUUCAAAAGUGCAAGGACCUUGGUUUCGAUGUCAUUGAGCUGUCCUCUGGCUUCAUCUCCUUACCGGAGGAGGAUUGGCUUCGACUUGUCGACAAGGUUCACUCUUACAAGCUUGAAGCAAAACCCGAGUUGGGGAUCCAAUUCGGGGCUGGGGGUGAUACUCCCACCUCCGGUCUUCAAGUUAUUGGGACUUCCGAUCCGGGAAAAUUGGUGAAUCUGGGCCAUCGGUUCCUCAAGGCGGGAGUGAAACGCCUGAUGAUCGAGUCGGAGGGUAUCACAGAGAAUGUCAGCUCAUGGCGGACAGAUGUGGUAUCUAAGAUCAUGAAGGAGCUUCCUUCCGAGCAGGUCAUGUUUGAAGCUGCGGACCCCAAAGUCUUCAACUGGUACAUCCGCGAGUUCGGCAUCGAUGUCAAUCUGUUUGUAGAUCAUAGUCAGAUUGUCCAACUCAUGUGCCUCCGGUCCGUGGAAAUGCUUGGCAUCGAAUGGGAUGCGCUUAGUCAGUUUGUCGAGUCCGGGGAAAGCACCGGCAGCCCGCACUUCGUCCGUUCACCUGGAGGAUACUUCCCCAACGCCUGCAAAGCCGCCACCGGCGGGACAGUUGUCUUCAGUUUGAUAUCGCCUAUACCUCUUUCCGUUCGAGCUUCGAUGAUCCUCCCACAUACUAGACCUCCGAGCGACCCACGAAACCCGGAAAAGCUGCGCAGGUGCGGUCGACAUGCCUCGAGCCAGUACGGCUCCUGGGGCUCGGCUCCGAUGUCGCCGGGCCUGCGAUAG